AACAGUGGAAUGGAAAGAAAGUGCUGUGGUCAUCCCAUGUUAUGCUCCUUGUCAACAAUGUAUACAUUCUUGUUAGGGGCCAUAUUCAUUGCUUUAAGCUCAAGUCGAAUCCUGUUGGUAAAAUAUUCAGCCAAUGAAGGAACAGAGAGCCCAUUCAGGGUGAGCAUGCAAAAUGAAGAAAUGGAGCCAAGGACAAAACUCCAAGGAAAGCCAACAUUGAACAGGCAUCCUGACACUCGGAAGGAUGUUAAGAAGGAAUUGUUAGAACUAAAUGCACAUGACUCAUAGAAGGGAAAGAAUAUGUUUGAAGACAGAGAGAAUUGCAACAUAAUAAAGAUUAAAACAUGCCCUUUGGAAUUAAUAAUUAGAAGAUAUUUGGUAAUCUCAGAAAGUAGGUAGUUUGAGUACAGUGGUGGGAUCAGAAGUGAGAUUACUUGAGGACAAGACCUGAAUGAAGAGUGGGCAAAAUGAAGAUAAUGAAUGUUGACACUGUUUUAGAGGAGAAAGUAUGGUAGUUGGAGGGAUAGGAUCUUAUAUAGUGUUUUGCUUUUCAGAUGGGAGCGUUUUGAGCAUAUUAUAGGCCAAGGGGAGGAAGCCAGUUAAUAGAAGAAUAAAGGAGAUACCGAAGCCAGAGGAAUUACUAAUUAGAACAAAGUCCCUGAAGAGAAGGGAAUAUUUUAAAGGGGUGAAUGUCUGAAUAGUGAGGCCAUGACCCCUUUCUUUGGGACUAACAGGAAAUCAGUAAGGAUGGAUGUAAUAUAGAUAAGGUAUGUGAGUAUGGGCAGAAGGUGAGUAGAGGGAGGUUUCACAUGAUGCUGAGACACAGUUUGGGAUCAACCAUGAUAGAAAUACAAGAAAAAAAAACCAAUAGAGCAAGUAUGAGUUAAAGAGCACUGAUGUAGGUGCAUGUUUGCUCACAUGUGUAUCAUGACAGAGAUCAAUGUGAAGUAUUAUUAGAGAAUAGUAAAGUGUGAUUUCAGUCUAGCUUUGAGCUCAGAAAAGAGAGGAGAGAAAAGUUUAACAGGCAGAUAGCUAAAUUGAGGUUAACAUUGAUUAAGUGCCUACGAAGAGCAGAACAUCGUUAACUGCCAGAUAUACGAAGAUGACUAAAAUGGUCUUUUUCUCAUAAGGAGCUUACAUUCUCAGGAGAAUAAAUAUGAUUAUCUUCCCACUACUGUGAAUGUGUGCUCAGAACUGGUGAAGCUAGUUUUCUGUGUGCUUGUGUCAUUCUGGGUUAUAAAGAAAGAAAAUCAUCAAAGUAGAAAUUUGAGAUGUGCUUCCUGGAGGGAAUUCUCUAAUUUCAUGAAGUGGUCCAUUCCAGCCUUUCUUUAUUUCCUGGAUAAUUUGAUUGUCUUCUAUGUCCUUUCCUAUCUUCAGCCUGCCAUGGCUGUUAUCUUCUCAAAUUUUAGCAUUAUAACAACAGCUCUUCUAUUCAGGAUAGUGCUGAAGAGACAUCUAAACUGGAUACAGUGGGCUUCUCUCCUGAUUCUGUUUUUAUCUAUUGUGUCCCUCACUGCUGGGACUGAAACUUCACAGCAUAACCUGGCAGGACAUGGGUUUCAUCAUGAUGCCUUCUUCAGCCCUUCUAAUUCCUGCCUUCUUUUCAGAAGUGAGUGUCCCAGAAGAGAUAAUUGCACAGCAAAGGAGUGGACUUUUAUUGAUGCUAAGUGGAACACCACAGCCAGGGUUUUCAGUCACAUCCGUCUUGGCUUGGGCCAUAUUCUCAUUAUAGUCCAGUGUUUUACUUCUUCAAUGGCCAAUAUCUAUAAUGAAAAGAUACUGAAGGAAGGGAACCAGCUCACUGAAAGCAUCUUCAUACAGAACAGCAAACUCUAUUUCUUUGGCAUACUUUUUAAUGGGCUGACUCUGGGCCUUCAGAGCAGUAACCGUGAUCAGAUUAAGAACUGCGGGUUCUUUUAUGGCCACAAUGCAUUUUCAGCAGCACUUAUUUUUGUAACUGCAUUCCAGGGCCUCUCAGUGGCUUUUAUUCUGAAGUUCCUGGACAACAUGUUCCAUGUGUUGAUGGCCCAGGUCACCACUGUCAUCAUCACAACAGUGUCUGUCCUGGUAUUUGACUUUCAACCCUCCCUGGAGUUUUUCUUAGAAGCCCCGUCAGUUCUUCUUUCCAUAUUUAUUUAUAAUGCCAGCAAGACUCAAGAUAAGGAAUUUGCACCUAGGCAAGAAAGGAUCCGAGAUCUAAGCGGCCGACUUUGGGAGCGCUCAAGUGGGGAUGGAGAAGAACUGGAAAGACUUACCAAACCGAAGAAUGCCAUUGAGUCAGAUGAAGAUACUUUAUAAUUGGUAACAAAAUAGUUGGCAAAUCUCACAACCUUAUUUUCACAUUUUCAGCAUAUGUGGCAUUCAUCUUUUGACUUUGAUAAGCCAACAACAUUUCCAAAGUUUAACACUCUUUGCAUAUAUCUAACUGCUCCCUAAACAGUUCUAUCCAAGGCUGAGGGUACCCAAAAGCUAAAAAGGUCUAAGAACUGACAUAGGAAUAAUAGUAUAGAGACUACAUAAAUGGCCCAGUACUUGAUAAGUCAACAAAGUAUCUUCACAGAUUAUUUUCCUUGUCGUCCAAGGUUCCAAAAACCUUAUAAUCAUGUUUACCAUACCCCAUAAAUAUACAAAUACAGAUCAGUUUGACAGAUACUCAUAAUUAUGUAGUUCUACUCUCUCUGCUAGUCUUCCCUUUUUUAUCAUCAUAAAUAUUAAACAGGUUGUGCCUUGAAUUUUGAGGCCCUGGAGGUACACAUUUUUCCGUUAAAAAAGCAACACGACUUUCUAAAAAAUUUGGUUGAAGGACCAUCCUCUUUGGCUACAACGUUGAUUUGAGGUCACUGUAGUCUCUGCUGAAUGUUUUGAUGAAGGAGCAAUUUUUCAGAAACAAAAUCUCAGAAUUUUUAUUUUUUUAGGAAUUCAUAGGGAAUUUGAUUUUUAGUAUUAUCUUUCAAUGUUUUUCUAUACAAAUAAGCUUCCACUUAGGAGAAAAUUGGUUCCCAGUCACCACAGUUAUCACUUGUAUUUUAAAUCAUUUAAACGGGCCAUGGUGGGUUUCUUUCUCCUCAGAUUGACCUCACGACUCUUGGAUUUUUAUGUUUUAAAGAACUAGGAGGAAGCUAUUUCAUUUUAUUAGCUAUUAAUCAGACCUUAUGAUAAUUAUAUAUCUUAUCUUGUUUUUAAGAGUUGAGACAUUGGCUUCAGAAUCACAGCAGGUUGUCAGUAAGACUAAUGUCUAAGAGUUCCUUUUGAAAGGGUUAUUUAGCAAACAAAUGACUUUAUUGAAGUAUGAAUAGUAUUUAAAAAGAGAAAGGCCAAUGAUAAUCACUUUAUAAUAAUAUUUCACACUUCAAGUACAUGGUAUUUUUCAAUAUAUUUUUGCAUGCAGCUAAUUGACUCUGAGGUAUUGAAGUCAAAUGACAGAUAAUUUAAAAGUGAGAAAACAAGUGAUUUGCCCAACGUCAUGCAGCUGGAUGGUAAUAGGACAAGAAUUGGCUUUACCUGUCAGACCUGUAUGUUUACAGAGCAGUACACUGUAAAUGUGAGUUAAGAUGUCAUUCUCAUGCAAUUGGUUCAUUUCUUCUCUUCUUUCCUCUAAUUUUCAUACAGAUGAACAUAAGAUAAUAUUGUUAUAUAACCCAUCUGAUGUGCAGAAUAAUAUGACUUAGCAAGAGUUAGUGGAAAUUUGUAAAUAAAAUAAUUAUUAAACAUA
This is a messenger RNA of Pteropus alecto (black flying fox), 3712 nucleotides long. RefSeq names its product solute carrier family 35 member A5 (gene SLC35A5). Gene Ontology annotation, cellular component: Golgi membrane. The transcript is spliced from 7 exons. Gene Ontology annotation, biological process: pyrimidine nucleotide-sugar transmembrane transport. Gene Ontology annotation, molecular function: pyrimidine nucleotide-sugar transmembrane transporter activity. NCBI's taxonomy places the organism in Eukaryota, Metazoa, Chordata, Mammalia, Chiroptera, Pteropodidae. The record is from RefSeq and is a predicted model, not a curated record. Bases 1303 to 2298 code for a protein of 331 amino acids.